GGUUAAGCUGUGCUGGGCACUCCAGAGGGAGCCUGCGCUAGGGACGGUUGGUGGGUGGGCGCCAUGGCCUUCGAGGAGCUGUUGGACCAGGUGGGCGGCUUCGGGCCAUUCCAACUGCGGAACGUAGCACUGCUGGCCCUGCCCCGGGUGCUGCUGCCCCUGCAUUUUCUCCUGCCCAUCUUCCUGGCUGCCGUGCCUGCCCACCACUGUGCCCUGCCCAGCGCCCCUGCCAACAUUAGCCAUCAGGACGCCCCUGGCAACAUUAGCCACCAGGACAUGUGGCUAGAGGCCCACUUGCCCCGGGAACCUGAUGGCACGCUCAGCUCCUGUCUCCGCUUCGUCCACGCCCGCCCCCUCCCCAACACCACGUUGGGGGAGGAGGGACACAGCCAUGGGGAGCCCGAAGGCGAGCCCCCCACAGUGCCCUGCCCCCAGGGCUGGGAGUAUGACCGCUCGGAGUUCUCCUCCACCAUUGCAACUGAGUGGGACCUGGUGUGUGAGCAGAAAGGCCUGAACAGAGCCACGUCCACCUUCUUCUUCGCUGGUGUGCUGGUGGGUGCUGUGGCCUUUGGAUACCUGUCUGACAGGUUUGGGCGGCGCCGCCUAUUGCUGGUGGCAUAUGUGAGUACCCUGGUGAUGGGCCUGGUGUCUGCAGCCUCGGUCAGCUAUGUCAUGUUUGCUGUCACCCGUACCCUCACUGGUAUAGCCCUGGCUGGCUUCACUAUCAUUGUGAUGCCUCUGGAGCUGGAGUGGCUGGACGUGGGGCACCGCACCGUGGCAGGUGUCCUGAGCAGCACCUUCUGGACAGUGGGCGUGAUACUGCUGGCACUGGUCGGGUACCUGAUACGUGACUGGCGAUGGCUUCUGCUGGCUGUCACCCUGCCCUGUGCCCCAGGCAUCCUCAGUCUCUGGUGGGUGCCUGAGUCUGCCCGCUGGCUUCUGACCCAGGGCCGUGUGGAGGAGGCCCAUGUGUACCUGCUCCGCUGUGCCAGGAUCAAUGGGCAGCCUGUGGGUGACAAUGGUCUGAGCCAGGAGAGGAGAGGAGAUCCAGAGAGAGCAAUGUGCCCUGCUGAGGACACAAAGCCAAGUCUGAUGUCACAACCUCACCUCCUCUACCAGGCCUUGAACAAAGUGGCUAUUGGGGAGCGUGUGGCCCACAAACCCUCGUACCUAGACCUGUUCCGCACACCCAGGCUGCGACACAUCUCACUGUGCUGCAUGGUGGUGUGGUUUGGAGUGAAUUUCUCUUAUUACGGCCUGAGCCUGAACGUGUCGGGGCUGGGGCUGAACGUGUACCAGACGCAGCUGCUGUUCGGGGCCGUAGAGCUGCCCUCCAAGCUACUGGUCUACCUGUCAGUGCGCCACGCCGGACGCCGCCUCACGCAGGCCGGGUCGCUGCUGGGCACGGCCGUCACUGUGGGCAUCAGACUGCUGGUGUCCUCGGAGAUGGGGUCCUGGAGCACCGCUCUGGCAGUGAUGGGGAAAGGUUUCUCGGAAGCCGCCUUCACCACUGCCUACUUGUUCACGUCGGAGUUGUACCCCACCGUGCUCAGACAGACAGGGAUGGGGCUGACUGCACUGGUGGGCCGGCUGGGGGGUUCCCUGGCUCCACUGGCAGCCUUGCUGGAUGGAGUAUGGCUGCCACUGCCUAAGCUCACUUAUGGGGGGAUUGCCCUGCUGGCUGCCUGCACUGCACUCCUGCUGCCAGAGACUAGGCAGAUUCAGCUACCAGAGACCAUCCAGGACGUGGAGAGGAGGAGCUCCUUCCUCCCCAGUGCUGUGUCCAACCUGCAGGAGGAGGAGAUGCCCAUGAAGCAGGUCCAGAACUGAGGAUUGGGGCCAGCUCUCCACAGAAGCUCUGCAGCAGGAGCUGGGAGAGCAAAAGGGAAGGCCCUGUGGCUGGGGACAUUGCAUUGCCGCUGGAGCCCCUCCCUGUGCUCACCCAGCCUUGACUGUUCUAUCUCUAGCAACAGGGUGAAUACUCAGGAUGCAGUGGACCACUGUAGAAUUCUGGCCCCCCUUCCCCUGGCUGGGGAAUCUUCUGCGAAUAAAGGUGCUUCUAAGGUUGGGGCAAAAGUGAGGAGCUGUGGGAAGAGCCCUGGAUGGGAAGCCACUGGGUUUGCCCUGGGUUCUGAUCCCAGCCUCCCCACUGAUUUGCUGUGUGACCUGGGCAUGUUCCUUUCCUUCUAUGAGCCUCAGUCUGUUUGUUUCUUAGAUGGAAUAAUGAAGCCUCUUAGCAGACUUCACCACAGAAUCUGUUGUUAUACUCAAAUGACAUGUUGAAGAAAGUACUUUUUCUAGAGAUGGUGCUAAGGGACAGAAGGGACAGUCCUAUGAUGACUUCUGGUACCAGUGGAGCUGGUGGACAUGCUGUCCACUGUGUGGUGCUGGAAGCUACCCAGUGCCAGGCCAGGCGUCUAGGGGAACAGAGCUCUUUGUCCCCAGGCACCCUGCAGGGCAAUGUACCCCCCACCUCCAUACUCCCCACUUUCCAAUCCUGUGUCUAGGCCUCCAGCCCACAGAAGAGGUGAAGGCAUGGGAGCCAGGAUUUUACUGGAGAAAUCAA
This is a messenger RNA of Choloepus didactylus (southern two-toed sloth), 2566 nucleotides long. It is a transcript of the gene SLC22A7, whose product is annotated as solute carrier family 22 member 7. NCBI's taxonomy places the organism in Eukaryota, Metazoa, Chordata, Mammalia, Pilosa, Megalonychidae. Gene Ontology annotation, molecular function: transmembrane transporter activity. The coding region runs from base 64 to 1830 and encodes 588 amino acids. Gene Ontology annotation, cellular component: membrane. The record is from RefSeq and is a predicted model, not a curated record. The transcript has 10 exons. Gene Ontology annotation, biological process: transmembrane transport.